Messenger RNA from Micropterus salmoides (largemouth bass), 1874 nucleotides. RefSeq names its product tRNA methyltransferase 61B (gene trmt61b). NCBI's taxonomy places the organism in Eukaryota, Metazoa, Chordata, Actinopteri, Centrarchiformes, Centrarchidae. Gene Ontology annotation, biological process: tRNA methylation. Bases 293 to 1783 code for a protein of 496 amino acids. The record is from RefSeq and is a predicted model, not a curated record. The transcript is spliced from 7 exons. Gene Ontology annotation, cellular component: tRNA (m1A) methyltransferase complex.
UCACGUGCGUUUUUCCAGCAUGGUGACCUCCUUGGACUGUAAAUACAGCUAGGCUUUGGAGCAAUGAAGACGAACGAAUUGUUAGUUGUUACACUGUAAAUGGAGUAAGUGCAGUUUCAACCAGGUAACGUUAUACUCUUAUAAUCAGGAUGAUAACACUUUGCAGGGAUUCAUAUUAUUUAACAACUACAGCUGUCAUUCUCUUGAGUUUCAUCUGCUUUUAAAUCACAUAACUAACCGGUAGUACAUAGUCUUUACUUUUACUUUGUAUAUUAUGUUAUAAUCUGAAGUAAUGGCUGUGCAAGUGCCAUUUGCUGGACUUCUGUUUAUGCACAGACUGGUGAGAAUUAGCACAUUCAGUCAAAGACAUCUCAGGAACAGGGACAUGCUUGUAAAACUCCAGAAAUGUAAGAGGGAGAUCCGAACUUUUUCAACUGGUUCUGUGAAAUGUAACGAGAAUGAGGGAGAGAACUCAGACUCUCACACCCAGCUGAGCUCCAGGCAAGCACUGCUGUCCAGAAGGAGGCGGCCCCUGUCCCCCCUGGAGAGGAUCAGUGGCCUGCUGCCCCCGGAUGCCCUGAGCCCUGAGGUGCGGCAGCUGAGGGGGCAGAACCAACAGGACCCUGCAGAAGACACAAACAUCCUGGUGCCGGUCACACACUGCACACUAGAGGAAAGUGGACAUGAGGCAAUCCUUAGAAAGGAUGAUUUAGAGACCCAUCCUGCACCAGAUGCAGUUCUGGAGCCAAACACUUCAGAAACUCAGUUGAACGGAGCAUUUCAUGAGGAGAAAAGGUUGAUCGCACCCACUCUUCCUGGGGAGAGAGGGCUCGCGUUCGGGGAGCUGCUCGUCGCUGAGUUCCGCAAGAAAGGGCAGGUGGAGUUCAGGAAGAUGUUCCAGCUUCAGACAGGGACACGUUUGCAGAGCAGCUGGGGGAUCAUCCUGCAUGACGACAUAGCCGGGCAGCCUGCAGGUAGCUUCCUGAAGACAAACAGGGAGGUUCCCAUCCUAAUUCGGCGGGCCAGUCUGGAGGAUUAUGUGCUGUAUAUGAAGAGGGGGCCAGCCAUCGCCUACCCCAAGGAUGCAGGUACCAUGCUUAUGAUGAUGGAUGUCACAGAAGGAGACUGCGUGUUGGAGUCAGGCUCUGGUUCCGGGGCCAUGUCUCUGUUCCUGUCCAGAGCAGUUGGCUUUAAGGGCAGCGUGCUGAGUGUUGAGGUCAGGGAGGACCACCUCAGUAGAGCUAUGCUAAACUACGAGCGCUGGAGGACAUCAUGGAGUCUGCGACGAGGGGAAGAGUGGCCAGACAACGUCCAAUUUCACAACGCCGACCUCUGCGUGGCCUCCUCGCUCCUGGCUGGUCGGGGAUUUCAUGCGGUUGCUCUUGAUCUGAUCAACCCUCACCUGGUUUUACCCACUGUGAUUCCACAUCUGCACCCUGGAGCAGUAUGUGCUGUCUACCUCGCCAAUAUAACACAGGUCAUCGACCUGCUGGACGGGCUUCGAUGUUCGGCGCUCCCUUUGCUGUGUGAACGCAUCAUCGAGGUUCCAAUCCGAAAUUGGUUGGUGGCUCCGGCUCUCCAGAAGAACGGAAGGUACUGCGCCAGGAAAGCGCCGAUCCUGGAUGAAGACCAGAGGGAGGAGACAUCGGAGGAGAGUGACAAAGCAGAGGUGACCACAGAGGAACACCCAGCCUUCGGGAGUAUUCCCUACAUUGCCAGACCUCAUCCUGAACAAAUGACCCACACAGCAUUCCUGGUGAAACUGAGGAAGUAUGUGCAGUAGCUGGUCGGCCUACCUUGGGACAAAAAAGAUUGUCACUUAUCAACCAAAUGACCUUUACUGUAAAUAAUUAAAAUAAAUGUCAAAAUGUCCA